GACUUACUGGUUCAUAUGCUUUCCUUGCAGUUGUCCAACACAGCCAUUCUCCAUCAGAUUAGACGAGACCAAGUGACAGACACGUGCCGAGCAAACAGUGUCUUGAGCAGGAAGCGCCGUGUACUGACACCCAAUGAUCUCAAACACCUGGUGGUGGAUGAAGAUCAUGAAAUGAUCUAUUGCUACGUCCCUAAAGUGGCCUGCACAAACUGGAAGAGAGUCAUGAUGGUUUUGACGGGAAGAGGCAAAUACAGCGAUCCAAUGGAAAUCCCGGCCAACGAAGCGCACGUGUCUUCAAACCUGAAGACCCUCAACCAGUACAGCAUCCCAGAGAUCAACCACCGCUUGAAAAACUACAUGAAGUUCCUCUUUGUUCGUGAGCCUUUUGAGAGACUGGUGUCAGCCUACAGGAACAAGUUCACCCAGAAGUACAACACUUCCUUCCACAAACGCUACGGCACCAAAAUCGUGAGGCGCCAGAGGAAGAACGCGACCCAGGAAGCUCUGCGUAAAGGCGACGAUGUGAAAUUUGAAGAGUUUGUGGCCUAUCUCAUCGACCCGCACACCCAAAGAGAAGAGCCCUUCAACGAGCACUGGCAGACUGUGUACUCUCUCUGCCACCCUUGCCACAUUCACUAUGACCUCAUAGGAAAAUACGAAACGCUCGAAGAGGAUUCGAAUUACAUUCUCCAGCUUGCAGGAGUCGGCAACUACCUGAAGUUCCCCACCUAUGCAAAGUCAACGAGAACUACUGAUGAAAUGACCACAGAGUUCUUCCAGAACAUCAGCUCGGAGCACCAAACGCAGCUGUAUGAAGUCUACAAACUUGAUUUUUUAAUGUUCAAUUACUCAGUGCCAAGCUACCUGAAAUUGGAAUGAGGGAUGGGUUGGGGGGAGAGAGGGGAGAGAAAGCCUGAUUUAUUUAAGAUUUUUAUUUGUCAUAAUAAAUAUGGAGAGUGGGUUAUUUUGUAAAUUAAUAAUUUUUUUUUUGAAUGAUGCUGCGAGCAGCACAGUCAAAAUUAUUUAAAUCAACUGUAAGAAAGGACAGCUCUCUUUGCAGGGUAACAGGAUUGUGACGAUCUAGCCGUAGAAAUGAAUAAUACUGCUGUUGAAAAAAACAUUAAUUGUGUUCUGGUGAAUUUCAUUGAUCUUGCGUUCCUCAAAUUCUAAUUAAUAUUAUUUAUACUUAUUUAAAACAUGGUCUCUUGGGAGGUUUUACUGUAGCAACAGAGGUAAGAUAACAUUAGGACAAAAGCAAUUUGGUUUUACUCUUUUUUCUGUUGAGCUUUUCUCUGGAUAGUAAUAUUCUUCCGUUAGUCUUUCAUGCAGGUAAAUAUAGGAGUGGUUCUUGAUACCACACACCUUGAGAAUAAUGAUGGAAAUAAUUACUUUAGAAAGUGAUACUGCACUUAAACGUACUAUAAAACUGUCUUUCUAUCCCUGAAAGGGAAAAAUAAAACCAAUUUUCAUAGAUACAU
Messenger RNA from Meleagris gallopavo (turkey), 1478 nucleotides. Lineage: Eukaryota; Metazoa; Chordata; Aves; Galliformes; Phasianidae. The record is from RefSeq and is a predicted model, not a curated record.